GUUGGCAGCCAAGGGGAGAAGCCUUAGGAAGAUUGACCAGUUUUGGAAUUCUAAAAACAUGGUCCACGGAUCAGUGACGUUCAGGGAUGUGGCCAUCGACUUCUCUCAGGAGGAGUGGGAGUGCCUGGAUCCAGCUCAGAGGAACUUGUACAGGGAUGUGAUGACGGAGAACUACAGUAACUUGGUCUCACUGGAAAAUUUCAUUUCUAAGCCAGAUGUGAUUACCGUACUAGAGCAAGAGCCAGAGCCCUGGAUGGUUGUGAAGAAAGAAACAAGCAGACGGUACCCAGAUUGGGAGUCAUAUUAUGGAACUGAGGAAAUAUCUCCAGAAAAUGAUAUUUCAGAAAUAAAUUUAUCCAAACAGGGUAUAAAGCAAAUAAGUAAAACUCUUGGCCUUGAGGCCUCCCAUUUUAUAAUUGACUCAAAAUAUAGAAGCAGAUCUGAGGGACUACAGGGACAUCAAGAAGGAUAUACUAAUCCAAGGAUAAGCUUGGAUCCAAGGAUCAGCUAUGAAAAAAUGCUUACUUAUACUCCUCAUACUUCUGUUACUCAUUAUACAGAUAAACCAUAUGAAUGUAAGGAAUGUGGGAAAUACUUUAGUCAUGGUUCCAAUCUUAUUCAGCAUCAGAGUAUUCAUACUGGAGAGAAACCCUAUGAAUGUAAGGACUGUGGGAAAGCCUUUAGACUUCACAUACCACUUACUCAACAUCAGAAAUUCCACACUGGUGAGAAACAUUUUGAAUGUAAGGAAUGUGGAAAGGCCUUUAGUCUUCCUGUGCAGCUUAAUCGCCAUAAGAACAUUCAUACUGGUGGGAAACCGUUUGAAUGUAAGGAGUGUGGGAAGUCCUUUAAUCGUAGCUCAAACCUUAUUCAACAUCAGAGUAUUCAUGCUGGUGUGAAGCCAUAUGAAUGUAAGGAGUGUGGGAAAGGCUUUAAUCGUGGUUCAAACCUUAUUCAGCAUCAGAAAAUUCAUUCCAAUGAGAAACCCUUUGUAUGUAAGGAAUGUGGGAUGGCCUUUCGAUAUCAUUACCAACUUAUUGAACAUUGCCAAACUCAUACUGGUGAGAAACCUUUUGAAUGUAAAGAAUGCGGAAAGGACUUUACUCUUCUUACAAAGCUUGUUCGGCAUCAGAAGAUUCAUACUGGUGAGAAACCCUUUGAAUGUAAGGAAUGUGGAAAGGCCUUUAGUCUUCUCAGCCAGCUUAAUCGCCAUAAGAGCGUUCAUACUGGUGAGAAACCAUUUGAAUGUAAGGAGUGUGGGAGGUCCUUUAAUCGUAGCUCAAACCUUAUUCAGCAUCAGAGUAUUCAUGCUGGUGUGAAGCCAUAUGAAUGUAAGGAGUGUGGGAAAGGCUUUAAUCGUGGUGCAAACCUUAUUCAGCAUCAGAAAAUUCAUUCCAAUGAGAAACCAUUUGUGUGUAAGGAAUGCAAGAUGGCCUUUCGAUAUCAUUACCAACUUAUUGAACAUUGCCAAACUCAUACUGGUGAGAAACCAUUUGAAUGUAAAGAAUGUGGAAAGGACUUCAGUCUUCUGACACAGCUUGUUCGACAUCAAAACAUUCAUACAGGUGAGAAACGAUUUGAAUGUAAGGAAUGUGGGAAGGCCUUCAAUCGUAACUCAAACCUUAUUCAACAUCAGAGUAUUCAUACUGGUGAGAAACCCUGUGAAUGUCAGGAAUGUGGGAAGUUGUUUAGACUUCAUCUACAACUUUCUCAACAUCAAAAAACCCAUACUGAUGAGAAACCUUUUGAAUGUAAGGAAUGUGGGAAAUCCUUUUGUCGUUGUUCAAAUCUUAAUCAACAUCGAAAUAUUCAUACUGGAAAGAAACCUUUUGAAUGUAAGGACUGUGGGAAAGCCUUUCGACUUCAUAUGCAACUUAUUUGGCAUCAGAAAUUUCAUGUUAGUGAGAAACCUUUUGAAUGUAUGGAAUGUGGAAAGGCCUUUAGUCUUCUUGUGCAGCUUAAUCGCCAUAAGAACAUUCAUACUGGUGAGAAACCAUUUGAAUGUAAGGAAUGUGGGAAGUCCUUUAAUCGUAGCUCAAACCUUAUUCAGCAUCAGAGUAUUCAUGCCGGUGUGAAGCCAUAUGAAUGUAAGGAGUGUGGGAAAGGCUUUAAUCGUGGUUCAAACCUUAUUCAGCAUCAGAAAAUUCAUUCUAAUGAGAAACCCUUUGUGUGUAAGGAAUGUAAGAAGGCCUUUAGAUACCAUUACCAACUUACUGAACAUUGCCAAAUUCACACUGGUGAGAAACCCUUUGAAUGUAAGGAACAUGGAAAGGCCUUCAAUUGUGGCUCAAACUUUGUUCAGCAUCAGAGUAUACAUACUGGUGAGAAACCCUGUGAAUGUAAGGAAUGUGAGAAGGCUUUUAGACUUCAUCUGCAACUUUCUCAACAUCAAAAACUCAUCCAGGCGAGAAAACCUUUGAAUGUGAGCAAUGUGGGAUAUCCUUCAGACAUCCGUACCAACUUAUUGAAAAUCAGCAAAUUCAUAUUGGGGUGAAACUGUAUGAAUGUAAGGAAUGUGGAAAGGGCUUUAGUUGUGGUACUGACCUUAGAGUACAUCAGAGAAUCCACACUGGCGAGAAACCCUUUGGAUGUAAGGAAUGUGAGAAGGCCUUUCUACAUGAUUACCAAUUUCUUGGACAUUAA
Messenger RNA from Propithecus coquereli (Coquerel's sifaka), 2643 nucleotides. Its product is annotated as zinc finger protein 780B-like. Gene Ontology annotation, biological process: regulation of transcription by RNA polymerase II. NCBI's taxonomy places the organism in Eukaryota, Metazoa, Chordata, Mammalia, Primates, Indriidae. The record is from RefSeq and is a predicted model, not a curated record. Gene Ontology annotation, molecular function: DNA-binding transcription factor activity; RNA polymerase II cis-regulatory region sequence-specific DNA binding.